Messenger RNA from Prunus avium (sweet cherry), 2009 nucleotides. The record is from RefSeq and is a predicted model, not a curated record. NCBI's taxonomy places the organism in Eukaryota, Viridiplantae, Streptophyta, Magnoliopsida, Rosales, Rosaceae.
UUUCCAACUUCUUUGCGGAGUUGUAUAGAAUCCGCCUUCAAGGCUCUUUAACAAUACAAAACCUUUUGCAAUUUCUCCACCGACUCAAUCUUUGCAUCCCUUCUCAAUUUGAUACUCAAAAUAUCAAAUUCAAUCUGUUUUAUUUUCUCCGUUCAAAAACCCUAAGAUCCUCCUCUCUCAGGUCUUCAACCACCGAAUUAGGGUUUCCGUUCUCCAAUCCCAGAGGCACACAGAGAGCGAACGAUAGCCAUGGAUGAUAGCUGCGCUGUGUGUGCCGAUACUCUCGAAUGGGUCGCGUACGGGGCUUGUGGACAUCGCGAGGUGUGCUCCACCUGCGUCGUUCGUCUCCGCUUCAUCUGCCAGGAUCGCCGAUGCUGCAUCUGCAAGACCGAGUCCGACGUCGUUUUCGUCACCAAGGCUCUAGGAGAUUAUACAAGGAUGAUUAGUGACUUCUCAGUCUUGCCAUCUGAAGUAAGGGAGGGUCGUGUGGGAUCAUAUUGGUACCAUGAGGACACACAAGCGUUUUUUGAUGACGUGGACCACUACAAGAUGAUCAAGGCAAUGUGCAAGCUUUCAUGCAGCGAAUGUGACAGGACGGAGGAGCAAUCAAAUGACGGCCCGAAGCGUCGGGGGAAGAUUCGGAACGUUGAACAGCUGAAGGGCCAUUUAUUUCACAAACAUAGGUUGUUCAUGUGCUCAUUAUGUUUGGAAGGGAGGAAGGUGUUUAUUUGUGAACAAAAAUUGUAUACUAGAGCACAAUUGAAUCAGCAUAUAAAUUCGGGUGACUCUGAAGUGGAUGGAACUGAGAGUGAAAGAGGUGGCUUCAUGGGACAUCCUGUGUGUGAGUUUUGCCGAACCCCAUUCUAUGGGGAUAAUGAACUGUACUCCCACAUGUCUACCGAACACUAUACUUGUCAUAUAUGCCAAAGGCAGCAUCCUGGACAGUAUGAAUAUUAUAAGAAUUACGAUGACCUGGAGAUGCACUUCCGCCAUGGUCAUUUCCUAUGUGAAGAUGAGUCCUGCCUUGCCAAAAAGUUUGUUGUCUUUCAAUCUGAGGCAGAAAUGAAGAGGCAUAAUACGAUUGAACAUGGAGGGCGUUUGUCUCGUUCUAAGCGUAAUGCUGCUUUGCAGGUAAGUAUAAGUAUUCUUUUUUUUUGCGAUUUGCUGCCGCCUCGCUCCGACGCGCGCGAAGGCAUGCCUUUGAAAACACUGGGUAAUAGUUCUAAGAAAGGUAAAGGGAAGAUUUCAGAGGCUGAAAACAGCAUUUCUAAGAACACACUAGCAGAUAGCUUUCUUAGCUCUGUACAGGAACUUCAAUCAAACUACAGGCCUUCUGAAGAAGCAGUGGAGGUGUUGCCAAAGGAUGGGUACCGUGCUGCCAAAGAAAAAUCAAAGCUGUUAGUUAAUGAGCACCAAGAGGAAUUAAACUCCCGCAGUCAACCUCUAGUGCAACUAAGGGGCGAAAAGGAUUCCCAGACAACUGGUGGUGGACCUAAUCCAAAUUUAGGGAAUGGGGGUGGAGGGAGUAAGCAGCGUAAGAAAUCCUCAAAGUUUCAUAGGGUCCGCCUGGGUGAUGGCUCUGCUGCAGCGCUUUUAGAUCUCAGAAAUUCUGAUCCGCAGCCAGAUGCUGGUAAUGAGCGAUUAGAUGGGAGCAGUAACUCAGCUGGAGGAUUGCCUGUUCAAGGUGUCUGGCGAAAGGGAACUCAGAAACUCUUUAGUUAGAGGAAAGAGCUAAGUUAUCAGAUUUUUUGUUAAAGUGUCCUGCGUUUACAAAUGGAACCAGUAGUGCAUGGAAAAGAGUUCAGAGGUGGUCCUUGUGUUUAACCGACUGGGUUUGCUUGUCGUGGCAAUUUUGAGGUUUUUCUUGUUCUUUUGAAGGAUCUUGCCUGAUUGGGCUUAUAUGCGUUCACAUGAUCACAUCUUCAUAUUUGUCAUCAUUAUGCAAGUGUUCAUAUAUACUCUUCGGAAUGAGAAUGCAGAGGUUUGAGACUUGAUACAGUUUUGGUUAA